Colossoma macropomum (tambaqui) is the source of this 1981-nucleotide messenger RNA. It is a transcript of the gene glrba, whose product is annotated as glycine receptor, beta a. Gene Ontology annotation, cellular component: synapse; neuron projection; postsynaptic membrane. Gene Ontology annotation, biological process: chloride transmembrane transport; signal transduction; regulation of membrane potential. Gene Ontology annotation, molecular function: transmembrane signaling receptor activity; neurotransmitter receptor activity; extracellularly glycine-gated chloride channel activity. Lineage: Eukaryota; Metazoa; Chordata; Actinopteri; Characiformes; Serrasalmidae. The transcript has 11 exons. Bases 105 to 1613 code for a protein of 502 amino acids. The record is from RefSeq and is a predicted model, not a curated record.
CACGCACACACACACACACACACACUGAAAGGGAUGGAUUCCAGCAGCGCACGCUGACACUACACCCUUGCGCGAGGAGAGAAGAGUGACGUUAUUCUAACUCCAUGAGGUGUGCAGUCAUGGUUCUGAGGGGGCUGUUCUUGUUGCUGCUGCUGGUUCAGUUUUCCGCUGAGGGCACUGCCAAAGAAGGAGGCAAACCCAAGAAAGGCAAGAAGGGCAAACAAGUCAUCUGUCCCUCUCAGUUGUCGGCUGAAGACCUCGAUCGAGUUCCUGCCAACUCCACCAGUAACAUCCUCAACCGUCUGCUGGUGACUUAUGACUCCCGUAUCCGCCCCAACUUCAAAGGCAUUCCAGUGGAGGACAAGGUGAACAUUUUCAUCAACAGCUUUGGGUCAAUUCAGGAGACCACCAUGGACUACCGUGUAAACAUAUUCCUGCGGCAGCGAUGGAACGACCCGCGACUGCGCUUGCCGACGGACUUCAAAUCGGACUCACUGACCGUGGACCCCAAAAUGUUCCAGUGCCUCUGGAAGCCCGACCUUUUUUUUGCCAAUGAAAAGAAUGCCAACUUCCACGACGUCACCCAGGAGAACAUCCUGCUCUUCAUCUUUCGGAACGGCGACGUCCUCAUUAGCAUGAGGUUGUCAGUGACUCUAUCUUGUCCCCUGGAUCUCACCCUUUUUCCUAUGGACACGCAACUAUGCAAAAUGCAACUGGAAAGCUUUGGCUACACCACAAAGGACCUGGUGUUCAUGUGGCAGUCUGGGGACCCAGUUCAGAUGGACGAAAUUGCAUUGCCGCAAUUUGACGUCAAGCAAGAGGAUAUUGAGUACGGCAACUGCACCAAAUUCUAUCCUGGAACAGGCUAUUAUACAUGUGUGGAGGUGAUAUUCACAUUGAGGAGGCAGGUGGGCUUCUAUAUGAUGGGUGUCUAUGCUCCCACUCUGCUCAUUGUGGUGCUGUCAUGGCUCUCUUUCUGGAUCAACCCCGAUGCCAGCGCAGCCCGCGUUCCAUUAGGUAUUCUGUCAGUUUUGUCACUCUCUUCUGAGUGUACGUCUCUUGCGUCUGAACUGCCAAAGGUUUCAUAUGUGAAGGCCAUUGAUAUCUGGAUGAUUGCCUGCCUGCUCUUCGGCUUUGCCUCUCUGGUGGAGUACGCUGUGGUUCAGGUCAUGCUGAACAGUCCUAAGCGCAUAGAGGCGGAGAAGGCAAAGAUGGCGCAGAAAGACAAGGAGAGAGAAAAAGAAGGGAAGACUCCAGCCAAAGCCAACACGGUCAACGGCACCGGCGGAACACCUAUUCACGUCAGUACGUUACAGGUUGUUGAAACUCGCUGCAAGAAAGUGUGUACCUCCAAAUCAGAUCUGCGCUCCAACGACUUCAGCAUAGUGGGUUCCCUCCCGCGGGACUUUGAGCUAUCCAACUUUGACUGCUACGGCAAACCCAUCGAGGUGGCCAAUGCUCUGGGCAAGUCGCAGAACAAAAACAACAAGAAGCCACCGCCUGCCAAACCAGUGAUUCCAUCUGCCGCCAAGAGAAUUGACCUUUACGCCCGUGCUCUCUUCCCUUUCUCCUUCCUCUUCUUCAACGUCAUCUACUGGUCUGUUUACCUGUGAGCAUCUCAGACAGUGUUAGGGGUGUAGAUUUCUGACCUCAGUGCGAUUAUUUGAUUGAUUAUGGCUCUUUAGGAAACUACACAAUACAUCAUAAAAUCCUACAUUUCACCACGAUUGGAUUAUGUUUGGAAUGAUUCAGAAAGUGUUUUAUAUUAUACACAGGAUACACUGAUGUGACUGUUUACACAGUGGUGAGUAUAUAUCCUGCGCAGAAUUCAGAGACCACCUUUUCAUAUAUUUAAUUUCCAGUCAAAACAGCCACAGUCAUGUUGUUCAUAUUUGUCAGAAAAAAGCAGCAAACAUAUACUUAACAGAAGAUUACACAGAAGCCUCUGGUAUAAGUAUUAUAUCAAACCUAUCUGCAUUUA